Molecule: messenger RNA, 1634 nt
Organism: Histoplasma capsulatum G186AR
Lineage: Eukaryota; Fungi; Ascomycota; Eurotiomycetes; Onygenales; Ajellomycetaceae
Product: peptide chain release factor 1
Exons: 3
Coding region: 64-1380 (438 amino acids)
Biological process (GO): translational termination
Molecular function (GO): translation release factor activity
Source: RefSeq, a predicted model, not a curated record
CAUAUUGACAUAACCAUUCAUUCUGGUGGACGUCGGACAGUCUAGGUUGCCUGGAUCUCGAGUAUGUUCAAUGUGCCAUGGGUAUGUUCUAGAUAUCUGAUACGGUCUGUGGGCUUCACACAGCGCAAACAAUGGCGGAUUCAACUCCGGUUUGAUUCCACUCUCCUGGCCCCAGAAAUUUCUAUAUCUCCUAUUCUCCUCAGCCGGGCACGGUCAAUCGCCGAUGAGCAUUCAACCCUUACUUCCAGAUUGGCAGAAACCUUCGAUCCCAAAACAGCGAAGCGUGCUGGAGAGCUGGCCACCACGGCGACAACAUUGAAAGAAUGGGAGAAGGCAAAUGAGUCAAUCUCAGAGCUCAACAACCUUCUAGAAGACCCAUCCACAGACUCCGAACUCCGUUCCCUCGCUCUCGAAGACCUCCGAUCGGCAAAAGCAUCUCUCACCAUUUUGUCGAGCAAUCUCAAGCAAACCUUGAUCCCGCGCCACCCCUUUGCGGAUCUACCUUGUCUUCUCGAACUUCGCCCCGGCGCCGGCGGCGAAGAAGCUGGCAUCUUCGCCAACGAGCUCCUGCGCAUGUAUACUAUGUUCUGCUCCAACCGCAGCCUGCGCACCACUCUCUUAAAAAAGGAAUGCGAAAAUGCCGGUGCGAAUGGCGGGUCCGAGGAUCGAUUAAUCGAGGCAGUGAUGGAAAUCGAGACACCGGGAAGCUAUGAGACGCUUCGGACAGAGGCGGGUGUGCAUCGCGUGCAGAGAGUACCGACAACUGAAAACAAAGGCAGGACGCACACCAGUGCUGUCAGCGUGGUGAUUCUGCCUUCGUUCUCGUCCAACAUUGGGGAAGGGGACAGUGAGCUAAAUUUCGACGACCCCAAUUCCGACUACUACAUAGAUCCACAGGAAGUGAAUGUGGAGAAAAUGCGGGCAGGCGGGGCUGGUGGGCAGCACGUCAAUAAAACCGAAUCCGCAAUCCGACUGACGCAUAUCCCCACAGGAAUUGUGGUAGGCAUGCAGGAUUCACGGUCACAGCACGAGAAUCGGCGCAAGGCGUGGCAUCUCCUUAGGGCUAGGAUUGCGCAGCAGCGACGUGAGGCGAGAGAGGAGGAGAUGGUGAAAUUGCGGCGGGGAGUCAUGGGUGGUGUGGCAAAGAUGGGGAGAGGGGAUAAAAUCCGCACGUACAAUUUUGGACAGAACCGAUGCACAGAUCAUCGCAGUGGGCUGACAUUGCAUAACCUGGGAAGUAUCAUGGAGGGUGGUGAUGGCCUUGAGAAGAUUAUGGAUAGUGUGAGGGGAUGGCUUGUUGAUCGGGAGGUCGAUGAUGUGUUUGCGGAGGAGCAAAUGAAAAUGGCACAGGAGGCGGCGAAAAAGCGGGCGAGGUCUUGAGAGGACUUUGUGAUUAUUACCCCAUAUACAGUAUAUAAAUGUUGGACAUAUAUGCUUGAUUUAAUCCUUCAGGAAAUAAUCACAAUUGUCCUACACACUCCCGGAGGUUUUUUGAAUAUUACUUUUUGUUUCAAUCGCAAUGAAUGAGUCUAGUGUCUAUUUUCAAGCAGGGUUUAAACCCAUAUCAACCAGAAAGGUUAUACAAUAAAUAAGGUGGGGAAAAUUUAGAUGUACUUCCUCUCUGGAUCCAACAC